Messenger RNA from Psilocybe cubensis, 8889 nucleotides. RefSeq lists its product as uncharacterized. The transcript has 28 exons. The coding region runs from base 1 to 8889 and encodes 2962 amino acids. Gene Ontology annotation, molecular function: oxidoreductase activity; zinc ion binding. Gene Ontology annotation, cellular component: small-subunit processome; nucleolus; 90S preribosome. Lineage: Eukaryota; Fungi; Basidiomycota; Agaricomycetes; Agaricales; Agrocybaceae. The record is from RefSeq and is a predicted model, not a curated record.
AUGUCUACUAUGCGCGCUGUGGUCUACGAUGGGGCGUUCAAAGUAACGGUUCGCGAGGUUGAGAAGCCGAAGUUGCUACAUCCCGACGACAUCAUAGCCGUGUAUCAAAGCGACCUCCACAUGUACGAGGGCCGUACAGCUGCUCAAGCUGGUAUCGUCUUUGGGCAUGAAAACAUGGGUAUCGUUGAUGAGGUUGGGGCUGGUGUAACUCUUCUUAAAAAGGGAGAUCGUGUUGUUAUGCCUUUCAACGUCGCUUGUGGACGUUGCUUAAAUUGCGAGGAGGGAAAGUCUGCAUUUUGCACAAAUGUCAACCCUGGAUUUGCAGGCGGAGCAUAUGGAUACGUGGCCAUGGGUCCAUAUGUCGGUGGCCAAGCUGAAUACGUCAAGGUUCCAUUCGCAGACUUUAAUGCGCUCAAGCUCCCUCCUGGAACAGAACAUGAGGAAGAUUUCGCCCUGCUCGCUGAUAUCUUUCCGACUGGAUGGCAUGGAGUUCAGCUUUCGGGUUUCAAACCGGGGGAGUCCAUUGUAGUUUUUGGUGCUGGACCUGUUGGAUUGAUGGCAGCGUAUUCUGCCGUGCUUCGUGGAGCAUCUGAGGUUUAUGUUGUUGAUCGUGUCCCCGAAAGGCUUCAAAAGGCGAAAGAUAUCAACUGCAUUCCCAUCGAUUUUAGUCGAGGUGAUGCUGUUCAACAGAUUCUGGACCAUCGGGGAGGGCAAGCCACUGAAGUGGAUCGAGGUGUCGAUGCUGUGGGAUACCAGGCGACGACAGGAGACGGAAAGACUGAGCAGCCCAAUGCUGUGCUUGAAGCACUCAUCCGGGUUGUACGACCUACAGGUGGCUUGGGGAUUCCAGGACUCUACGUUCCUAGCGAUCCUGGCGCGCCAGAUUCCGCUGCAGCAAAAGGAUAUAUUUCUUUCCCAUUCGGAAAAUUAUUUGAAAAAGGAUUAUCCCUUGGGACAGGUCAAUGUAAUGUCAAGGCGUACAAUCGUUAUUUGCGCGAUUUGAUCAUAUCCGGAAAAGCGAAGCCGUCUUUUGUUGUCUCUCAUAAUAUUCCUUUGGACAAUGCAGCUGAUGCCUAUGACAAGUUUGACCGGCGAGUUGAUGGAUAUACAAAGGUCCUGCUACAUCCCAAAUCGGACUUCGCGUAUCUCGUUGAAUUCACUUCACAUUACAUCUAUCUCCUCUGUUCACGUCAAAAACAAGCAAUCGAACGCGCCAUGAAUGAUAUGGAUGUUGAUGAGCCCAUGGAUGUUGUCCCCCAGGUCAAACGGUUCAAGGAUAACGAUUCGCAUUUCCAUGAAGCCUUGGAUCAUUGGAGACAACUAAACCUAUCUCCUAGCUUCAUCCAAUUUGCCAAAAGUGCAGACGGACUCUCAGCGUCUAUGCCUCUUUUGCUUCAUAAUUGGCGGGAUAUUUAUGCUCUUUGGCUCGAGGCAUUCAAAUCUGCAGAUGAUGAAGGUUUGCGAGCACUUUUAGAUCUUCUUCAGAAAAUGGCGCACGAUCUACGAACGACCUUGUCGCCGAUAUAUUCUUCCCUAUUGGAAACAUUGCUCUCUCUUUUGCCAAGCACUAUAUCCGCCGCCGCUCUUACCUCGCUUUUAGAAACUCUUUCUUCAAUCUUUCGAUACCUCCUUAUUCCUGCCAUCGAUACCAAACUCAUAGAAGAAACAUGGUUGACAAUAUGCUCUACAUUACCAAAAUGUCAUGGUGAGAUUCAGAGGGCCGUGGCUGAGGUUUGGGGGGGUGUCCUUCGAAGAAUGAAAUCUGGAGCUCGAGAAAGGGCAGUGGAACUUUUAGCCGAGAAAUCUGCUUAUUUAGAGGACGCCAGUGCUUGGGUGAUCGUGUUCGCGUGCAAGGAAUCGGAUACCACCCAGGAAAAGGAUAUAGCCGUUCUGAAGAAGAUGUUCGAAAUUGUUGCCGUCGUGUGCGGUGUACGAUCAGGAUCUAGGUUGACUGAAAGUCAAAAAUCGUUGCUAUUUUCGCAACUCAAUCACUUGCCUAUUAUCCCCGAUAUUCAUACUACGUUGCUUCGUUACCUUACGGCGUUAUUUUUUGCGGGGGACAUGUCCCUGUGGCUGGGUCCUGGGCUGAAAUUUCUGCAACGCAUAUGGUCAACUACGGCAAUUGAAGGCACGGACGAUUCCCACACACAUGUCCCUUUCACGCAAACCCAGAUUUCGUUCACCUUAAAGUUCAACUUGUGCCUUGCAGAUGCAGGAUGGGGCGGGUGGAAGCUCAUAGCAUCUCCUGUGUUAAUGAAAUCUGUGAUUAAGCCAGAACUCUGCUUGAUCGACAAAGAGCAGAGAAGGUUGAUUGCCUUUUUAGCGGCCCUCCAGAGAGAUAAGAAACUUGGGGCACCCUCCGAUAUCGAUGUUGUAUGGAGGAGAAAAAUCGAGGGAAUGGUGCUUGAUCGAUUGUCGACUAAUGAAUGGAAACAAGGAUCCAGCGAUGAUAUGGUCACAGAAUUAGAUGGCUUACUAACAUUAUUGCCAUUCUGCCUGACAACGAUUACUACUCCACUGAUUGACAUUAUCAACUUGCACAUCGAUUCCACGUCCUGUCGUGCCGAAGAUGUUACUGCGGCGAAUUCAGUUCGACUGCUGGGUCUGUGUUUGAAUGCUCUGUCGAAGCGCGAUACUUCGGAGUGGGCAGCUAAAAUUGAUCUCGAAAUGUGGACGAGGAAAGGGCUCGAAAAGUGGGCAUGGUCUCAUGAAGUACUAGCUGGUCUGGUUGUUGUAGCACAAGCAAGCCCUUUCACGAAGACGAUACCACUGCAUCAAGUGUAUCCCUCGCUGUAUAAUUCAUUGAUAUCGCAUUCGCGCGCACUUCGAUUGUCUGCUUUACGAUUGCUGGACUGCAAAUUGGUCGAUCCCCAGCACGAUCAAGUCGAAGUGCUUAAACGAUGCCUACAAGGUGAAGAAGUGUCUUUAGAUCUUCAAGGUGUCAGAGAGAGGGUCUUGAGGAUUGGACGAGUCGGGCAGGUUGUUGGUGAUGAGAAAGGCGCUGAUCUAUGCGCACGAUGGUUGAUCGCACAGCUCAAAGUCAACCUCAGGCCACUUUGGUCGCCUGCCACUGCUGCGUUGGGCACCCUAGCGCAGCGUUUUGGCGAUUUGGUGUGGAAGCUUCUUUUUGAGGAAUUGCGGAAAGUUACGUUACCUCCACCAGGCGGGUCAAUCUCGCCCUCACAAUCACAAUCCUCUGAAAGAGGUCAAGACCAUUCAGGAGAAGAAGCCGAGCACGGAAACGAUGCAGAUCCUUGGGAAGAGGAGAGAUCGUGGAGAGAUCCUAGUGCUCACAAGCUACGCAGCAUUGUCUUGGUAUGGGAUGACCCAGAAAGAGAGAAAAAGCGCUUACAAAACGAACAGGAUAACGAGGAAAGGUUCGAUAUUCUCUCGUACGAAUAUCAACUUCUCGCAACCUUAGGAGAAUGCUCGUUGUUGGCGGAAAAACACAACCGAGACCUAGUCCCUCAUUUCCUGAUGCUUAAUGGACAAAGUGAAUUGUCCACAUCUUCCAGCCUUCUACCCAAGCCGAAACUUUUGGCGUGGUUAACUCUCUUUUCCAAAUUUUCCAACCCAAAAGCUCUUUAUGCUACCGACACCCUUCGCGCUCUCUAUAUCACCAACUUGUCCCACCCGGACCGGUCUUUGCAGAGCAUUGCCCUCUCCUGCCUGUUUACUUACAAAUCCCCGCACUUGACACCUUAUGAAGAUCGCAUACGUUCUUUGUUAGAUGACACGAGGUGGAGAGAUGAAUUGGCCCUUUUGGAGGUAGAUGAUAUUCCGGCAGCCUCUCGAGGCGAGGUUAUUAGUGUGAUCAUCCGGCUUCUCUUUGGCGUUAUGUUGGAAAAGAAAAAUAGAGGUCGUGGUGGCGGAGGCGGGGGUGACAGAAGAGCUGCUGUUCUGAGCGCCUUUGCAAGGUGCAGAGACGAUGAGUUAGGGCUUCUGGUCGAUUUAAUGUUGCGUCCAUUUGGCUGGGAUCGGUCUUCUCCCACCAGUCUGGUGUCGGAAGGUCACAAUGUCUUUCAGAUCGAAAUGGUUGAUAUGAAUUCCCACAGCCUAUCCGACAAGCAGGUAGCUGGGUAUCUGACACUCCUUGGCGAUGUAUUGAAGACUUUGGGAUCGCGAUUGAUGUCGUACUGGCCUGCUUUGCUUGGGAUGACUGUCGACAUCACUGCUACGGCGCAAGCUCGCAUCGAUGGCAUAAAAGAUAAAACCCCCGUUGAAAAGGAUGGUGAAGAAGUUACGAUUGACGAGGUGGAGCUUGCUGAUGAUGCUGAAAUAUUCAACCCCUCUGUGAACUCCACCAAAGCCAUCCGAGCCAUCAGGCAGCUAGGCCUAAAACGCUUCGCAGACUUCUUCCGUAUCCCAGUAAUCUUCGACUUUACGCCGUAUAUGAUGUCUGUUUUCUCUGCCAUCAUUAACCCUCGUCUCCCAGCUCUUGACAGAGAAAACACGCAAGCUCCCUCCGCACUACUGGAUCUGUUCCACGUCUGGACGGUCGAUGGAAUGCAUGUGCCACUGUUGGUGGACUACAACAAUGACACAUUACCCAAAAUAUAUGACUGCCUUGUUGCCACUAAUGUUAAGCCCGCCGUCAUAUCCAAGAUCUUUGAUAUCGUGGAUAACCUUUUGGGUUGCUCUGCCGAUGAUGAGUACGCUCGAGAACAUGUAUUGAAACCACAUGUGUCUCGACUACUUGCCAACUUGUCUAUACUUGUGGAGAGGACGAAAGGCCAGUCCACGAUUGCUACACCCAUUGGGCAGCGUCAGAUCCACAUUUUGUCUGAGAUUGCCCAAUAUUCGACGAGCUCCGAGCAGGCAACGACAUUGCUCGCUUUAUUCAAUCCGUUGUUACGCCGACCAGCCAAGAUUGUACCCGAAAAAGUCAAGAUGGGCCUCGUCAAAAUUAUCGGAGAGUUAAUCCAUCUGAUCCCCGAUAUGCAAGACAGACGGAGUACGACUUAUAGCAAAACAUACGGUCUACUGUCUCAACUCUUCCAGUCCCUGAGAUCACGAGUUGCUCGAAUCAGUCUAGUGGCUACAUUCCACCGCCUUGCUGGUCUCGAUUCAUCAUUGAACGAACUUGCCAAUUUGCUCGAUAGUUUGAAUGCGUAUUCGCCCAAGAGGAUCGAUGAACCCGAUUUUGAACGCCGACUUGAUGCUUUUGCGACCCUCAACGAAACGAUGUACAAGUCGUUUUCAUGCACAGACUGGCUGCCGAUCUUGUACAAUAUGCUUAACUUUAUACAGGAUCCUGUUGAACUGGCUGUACGAAAUAGUGCAUCUUAUGCGAUGCGUAAUUUCAUUGAUUUAGUCGCAGCGCAAACAUCUCCAGAGUUCGAAGAUACAUUCGCCAAAGCGCUUUUCCCCGCGCUAAAAAAUGGAUUGCGGUCGAAGAAUGAACUAGUUCGUGCGGAGAUUUUGGGCGUCAUCGCUUACUCGGUGGAAAAAUGCGAGAAUAUUGCAGUGCUUCAAGAUAUGCGGGUUCUUUUGGAAGGUGGAGACGAAGAGGCUAAUUUCUUCAACAACAUACUUCAUAUCCAAGUUCAUCGCCGAUCUAGAGCCCUGCGUCGAUUGGCAGACCAUUGCGAUGAAGGGCAUCUAAAAAAUACAACGAUUUCCGAAAUUUUUGUACCUCUCGUCAGCAAUUUCAUAUCCUCCACAACCUCUGUGGACCAUCACCUCGUCAACGAUGCCAUUUUGGCAACAGGCCGCAUGGCAAAGCAACUAGCUUGGGGUGCUUAUUAUUCUCUUGUCCAAAAAUACAUCAAACUUUCAAGGGCCAAAGAUGAAUCGGAACGUAUCUACAUCAGAACUUUGGUGGCUUUGUUAGACAAUUUCCAUUUUCCAAUGGAAGAAGUCAUCAUCGUUCCAGAGCAAACAACCGAAGAAAUGGUUGUUGAGGAGGAUGAGGAUGAGGAUACUGUUGAGCCUGAGGUCUUAGAACAGGCUUCAGCAGCAGCCAGGGCUGCAAAGAAUACUGCGCGCAUCGCUGACGCUGUCAAUCUUCGGCUCUUACCUAGUCUCUUGAGUCACCUGGAAAAGCACGACAAGACGACGGAUGAUAACACACGUAUUCCCAUCUCCAUCGGUAUUGUCACUGUUGCCAAACAUCUGCCCGCCGCCACCCGAGAUAGCCAGAUUACCAGGCUUAUUACUAUCCUCAGUCAAAUUAUGCGCAGCAAAUCUCAAGAAACUAGGGAUCUGACUCGCGAUUCUCUGAAUCGUAUAGCUGUGGCCCUUGGGCCUUCUUACCUACCAAUAAUUCUGCGCGAGCUGAGAGCCGCUCUCUUACGUGGUCCACAACUCCAUGUUCUUGCCUAUGCAGUGCAUUCGCUCAUUCUGCACGUUACCUCGGGGGAGCAUGCUGCCGAAUUCACAAUGCUCGAUGAUUGUGUGAACGACGUCGCUUAUGUUUCUGCGGAGGUCAUUUUUGGCGAGUCGGGUAAAGACGUCCAGGCGGAAGACUUCAAGACGAAAAUGCGAGAAGUACGUGCGUCCUCGUCGAUGGGUCUCGAUUCGUUUGCUAUUAUAGCCAAGUUCGUAACUCCUCCGAAAAUCAGCAGUCUCCUGCUUCCUGUAAAGACUAUCAUGCAAGAAACUGAGGCAAUCAAGGUUAUGACCUUGGUAGAGGAGGUUUUGAAGCGCAUAUCGACGGGUUUAAACAGCAAUAAACAUUUGGUACAGACUGAGCUUCUCGCACUGUGCAAUACCUUGAUCAGCCAAAACGCGAAAUUCCUUCAACAGACGCCUUCACGUCGCAAGGCCAGCGCCAAAGGAGAUGCCAUUGUACAAAUGAAGAGAAAUGCUGCAUCAGAGGUUGAUCACUAUGCAAAUAACUCUUUCCGAUUUGUAACUUUUGGACUGGAGUUACUGAACACUGCCCUCAAACGCAAUCGUUUCGAUUUCCGAGAACCUGCCCAACUUUCCCGACUUGAAUCUAUGGUCGUUGUGGUUGGAAAUACAUUAUACUCAACGAACGCAUCUGUUUUGAUACUGGGGAUGCGAUGCGCGGCCGGUUUGGUUAAAUGCCCACUCAAAGCCAUUACAAAGUCCAUUCCCGUCAUCGUCCAGCAGAUUCUUGACAUCAUCAGGCAAACUGGUAACACGGAAUCGGAACUCGUUCAGGUCGCAUUCAAGUCGUUGGGUGCAAUCCUUCGUGAUGGGCCUCCAGUUCAGGUCAAAGAAAAAGAUCUGGUAUAUUUGAUCGAACUUCUUUCUCCCGAUCUCGAGGAACCUGACCGGCAAGCGGCUGUUUUCACGCUCCUUCGUGCAAUUGUGGCCCGCAAGUUUGUUGUCCCUGAGAUUUAUGACCUUAUGGAGAAGGUUUCAGAAGUUUCAGUUACGAGCCAGUCGACGCAAGUCCAGGAACUAUGUCGAGGUGUACUUCUUCAAUUUCUCCUUGAUUAUCCUCAAGGCAAAGGUCGCUUACGCAAUCAGAUGGCUUUCUUUGCAAAAAAUCUGUCAUAUAUACAUGAGUCGGGACGCACUAGUAUCAUGGAGCUGCUUAGUGCUGUAAUCGUCAAAUUCCAGGCAAACCUGAUUCAAGAGUAUGCGGAUCUUCUGUUUGUCGCCCUCGUUAUGGUCGUUGCCAAUGAUGAAUCUUCUAAAUGCCGUGAAAUGGCCGCGCAGCUCAUCAAGAACCUGUGGUCGAGGUUGGACGAAGAACGCCGAAAUGCUUUACUGUCACAUCUUCAUUCGUGGACCUCUCAGUCCGCUCAGCCGCUUCUGACAUGGGUCGCAGUGCAGGUGUACGGUUUUAUCAUUGACAUCGCUCAGGCCGAAACGCAGCCUUACAUUUCCGUCGUUUUGGAAGAUUUGAAGAGUUCCCUGAAUCGAAGUUCUGCUGCCAUCAAGACCGCAGAAGAAUUUGAAGAGGCCAAUGACAUGGAAGUGGAACUGGAAUGGCAACUUCCGUACCAUUCUCUUACUGUCCUUACCAAGGUUGUUCGCGUAUAUCCCAGCUUUGCGACUGAAGAGGACAAAGUGGAGUGGCUGCCUGUUAUAGAUCAUCUUCUUUUUCCUCAUGCAUGGGUACGCACUGCGGCGUGUAGGCUACUCGGUCUUUUCUUCUCCGCUGUCCCUGUCGCUGCCCCACGCACGAAUCUUCCUGAUGAACACCCUCUGUCACGUACAGGCAUGCAACUUGUCGCCCGGCAACUCACGCAACAACUCAAAAGCGAGCACCUUGACGAAGCGCUCGGUCUGCAGGUUGUUAAAAACCUGUUUUAUCUCGGCAAAUGUUUCUAUUUGAUGCCUGUCGCUGAUGCCACAGCGAUCGACGAAGAUGCGGAAGAUAUUUUGGAUAACGAGAAUGGUGGGCUGGCGGCGGAAUCGCUUGGGCAGGAGACUAGCGAUAAGUUGAAGAAUCUGCACAGUCCGCUGCCGUGGUUGUUCUCGAAAGUAUCGUAUCAGAUCAAAUCGGGGCAUAUUGCGAGGAGAAGUAAGGCUGCGUCAAGGCCAAACUGGUCCCAGCAGCCUUUGGCUGGACUGAGAUGGUUUGCAGCUAUGACAUCGCAUAUGGAGGCGGAGAGGCUUGAGCAGUUCCUUGUUCAUAUCUUGACCCCCGUAUAUCGUAUUAUUGAAGAUGACACUAUCAGAGACUCGCAAAUGGAGGAACUCAAAACCACAGCCACGGAGCUGCAGGAUCUGGUACAAUCGAAAGUUGGGACGACUAAGUUUGCUACGGUUUACAACCAGAUCCGACAGAGUGUCCUUGGGGUCCGCAGAGAGCGAAAGGUUGCGAGGGUUUUGCAGGCGUCAACGCACCCAGAAGCCGCUGCGAAGAGGAAGAUUCAGCGGAAUGCCAUCAAAAAAGAUAGUAGGAAGCGGAAAGAGCGUGGAUUCCUAGAAAAGAAAGGCAAGGCGAAACGACGCAGAGAAGAAUGA